Molecule: messenger RNA, 2499 nt
Organism: Vollenhovia emeryi
Lineage: Eukaryota; Metazoa; Arthropoda; Insecta; Hymenoptera; Formicidae
Exons: 2
Biological process (GO): proteolysis
Molecular function (GO): aspartic-type endopeptidase activity
Source: RefSeq, a predicted model, not a curated record
AUGGCGGACGAGACGAAGACUGGCAAGACGGACCGCUCGAAAACCCCUGUGUUGGAGCUGCCUCCAGGAGACCGCACGUCGGGAAGGACGACGUCUCCUGCCCGGCUUCCGACGGAGCUCGCGCUCAAGGUGCAGACGCAGAUGGGCCGGAUUGCUGCACUCAGGGAGUUCACCGAAUCCCUGCCGGAUGUCCCAGCGGAGACAUCGAACGAGGAGGUCUCGCAGAUCCAGCAGCUGAUCGAGGAGACUCACAAGGCGUUCGUAAAGGAGCACGCCUAUUUCGAGGUGUCAUGGCCUACGACGCUUACUCACCAUGAGUACUUCGCCGAGAACGCUCACCAGGCUGAGUUGCGAUGCUACAUGCAGGCGCGACGAGUCAUCGGCGUGCUUCGUCACGCAUUGGCAGAUCAGCCCGUUCAACCGCAGACCAGCUCAUCGACCAGCGAGAACAGACAGCCGCUCUCACGCUUGCCGGACAUCUCACUCCCCAAGUUCACCGGGGAGUAUGCCGCAUGGCCUGCGUUCAGAGAUCUCUUCACCAGUCUGAUCAUGGAGAACGAGCAGCUCACGAACGUCGAGAGACUUCACUACCUCCGUUCGUCGGUGGAAGGCGCGCCAGCCCAGCUGAUCGCAGGAUUCAUCAUGGCAGGAGACUCGCUCACGCCGUCCUGGGAGUUACUCAAGGACAGGUACGAGAACAAACGUCUACUCAUUCACGCCUGCCUUGAUAAACUGUUCGCCAGCUCAACCCCAGUGCCAAGGAAGGCGGCGUCCUUGGAUCGACUGGUCUCGGGAGUCAGAGAAGCACUCAAGGGACUGGAGGCCCUCGAGGUAACGGACAAGCUCGGAGAUUCCGCGGUGGUGUAUCACGUCACGCGACUCCUGGAUCGCGUGACACGAGAACAGUGGGAGAACGCUGUUGGUGCCACGCGCGACUACCCCACGUUCGAGACACUCGAGGAGUUUUUGACGACCAAGAGACGGGCGCUCGAGCGGAUCGAAGCUACGACUCAUCCAAGUCCCAGCUCAGCACCCUCACCACCAAAGAGGGCUCAUCAGGCAACCCAGCAGAGCGACUCAUCGUACCCGUGCGACUGUUGCAAUGCGCAGCACUUUAUUGUGAUGUGCAGUAAGUUCAGGGAACUGGCACCGGCAGCCCGGCACAAGGUGGCAGUUGACAAGCGCUUGUGCUUCAACUGCCUGGGGAGGCACAGUGUGCGUGCAUGCAAGUCGCAGCGAGGUUGCAAGACCUGCUCAGGGCGGCACCACACAAUGCUGCACGGCACACACCCAAUAGCAGCGCCAGCCCAGAAGACCGCCUUGGCAUUGGUCAACUCCUCUACAACGCCCCACUCAGCGCGUCUGCUCAUUGACACAGGAUCCGAGCUCACCUUCGUCUCGGAGAAUCUCAUUCGGCAGCUCAACAUCCCUCGUCAAUACUCAGGUAUUGUCAUCACUGGAAUUGCAGGCAAGGAGUGUACUCGGACACGAGGAGUCGUGUCACUCACGUUACGCUCGACACAUUCCAACGCAGCUGCCACAAUUCAAGCUCAUGUCCCCCGGACAGUUACAUCAAUCUUACCAUCGUUCGAGGCGGAACCGGAAGAAUGGCCGCAUCUCAGGAACUCAUUAGCCGAUCCUGAUUUUCUCAUCCCACGGCCAGUUGACAUCCUCAUCGGCGCAGACGCUUACGGGCAAAUCAUCAAGCCCAAUAUCAUUCGGCAUUCUCCACUCAUGCCGAUAGCGCAACUCUCCAUUUUCGGAUGGCUCGUUCUUGGACCAGUCAAUAGGGAAGCACCACGCACAGCAACGCACCAUGCUUCUACUCAAGUCAACGAGGAUGCUCUCAACGAGUUACUGACAAAAUUCUGGGUUCAAGAGGAGGUGCCUACUCACGAUGUCAAUCAACUCACUCCUGACGAGCAGAGGUGCGAAGAGCACUUCAAGGCCACACACUCUCGUGAUUCUUCAGGGAGGUACGUCGUCAGGAUUCCGCUCAAAUCACCAGUAUAUCUUCUGGGUGACUCGUACCACGUCGCCCAUCAGUGCCUCAAGGGAUUACGCAGACGAUUCUCAAGGGAUGUGAACUAUCAACGUCUCUAUCAACAAUUCAUGAUGGAGUACGAGACACUCAACCACAUGACGAAGGCAUCAUCCAUCUCCAGUCGUCGCUCACACUUCUACCUACCACAUCACGGUGUUCUCAAGCCUGACAGUACAACAACGAAGCUGCGAGUCGUAUUUAAUGGCUCCAGCGCAUCAACAUCGGGCUACUCUGCUAACGACCUCAUGUAUACUGGAGCAAAAUUGCAUCUGAAUAUCUCAGAUGUUCUCCUCUGGAUACGAAGACACCGUCACAUUUUCGCUACAGACAUCACCAAGAUGUACAGGCAGAUCAAAAUUCACAAGGAUGACUGGGAGUUGCAACGGAUACUCUGGAUGGACGAUCAACUCAAUGAAGUGCCAUAUCAUCUGACAACCGUCACCUACGGGACAAAG